Messenger RNA from Mesorhabditis belari, 381 nucleotides. Lineage: Eukaryota; Metazoa; Nematoda; Chromadorea; Rhabditida; Rhabditidae. The record is from the annotation of a GenBank genome assembly.
AUGGUUUGGGCCGGGGUGACCGCUGAUGGAAAAACACCUCUUGUUUUUGUGCAGCCAGGUGUGAAAAUUGAUCAAAAUUACUACGAAAAAGAAAUUUUGAUGAGGCAUAUGAAGCCUUGGGCUGAUAAUCACUUUUCUGGAGCACCUUGGAUCUUUCAACAAGAUUCUGCACCAGCACAUCGUGCAAAAAAGACCAUGGAGUGGUUUGCCAAGCAAAACGCAAAGGUCUCAUCAGCUCCACAUGCUAAUUUGGAUGAUCUGAAAGCCACCCUUAUCAAGGAAUGGGCAAAAAUCCCCGUUGAGACUCUCCGUGCCGCGGUCGACGAUAUGCCGAAGCGACUUAGGGCUUGCAUGAAGGAAAAAGGAGGAAACUUUGAGAUU